AUGCCAAAGGGACAAGGUUCUUCUAGUCAAGGUGGCCAGAACGCUAACGGAGGCGGCUACUCGUACAACUCGCACGGUACCAACAGUCAAGUGAGUUUGAUCUGUCGUCGAUGGCGCGCGCCCACCAGACGAGGCACAAGUAGCCUGGGAGUUGACUUGAUGUUGCAACGCCUGCAUUUGCUUGGGGCAUUGUGAUGCUGCGCAGGGCAAUCACUAUUGCAGUCGUGAUUAUGGAUCUUCCGCAUCCAACCAGAACAGCUACCACUACAGCAACUCGAACGGUAGUUAUUACUACUCCAACCCCAACGGAUCUACGUGA
Messenger RNA from Ceraceosorus bombacis, 319 nucleotides. The record is from the annotation of a GenBank genome assembly. NCBI's taxonomy places the organism in Eukaryota, Fungi, Basidiomycota, Exobasidiomycetes, Ceraceosorales, Ceraceosoraceae.